Messenger RNA from Sander lucioperca (pikeperch), 5191 nucleotides. RefSeq lists its product as uncharacterized. Bases 26 to 4633 code for a protein of 1535 amino acids. Gene Ontology annotation, cellular component: cell surface. The transcript has 31 exons. NCBI's taxonomy places the organism in Eukaryota, Metazoa, Chordata, Actinopteri, Perciformes, Percidae. The record is from RefSeq and is a predicted model, not a curated record. Gene Ontology annotation, biological process: cell-matrix adhesion.
GAUUUUGAGCAGUGUCCAGCCGCACAUGACACUCACCAGGCAGAUUUAUGUCUACACACACUUCAUCAAGGCUUACCUGACCUCGAAUAACACAGACUCCAGCUGCAGCUCAAACACUAGCAACAGUGGAGAGUGGCUGCAGAAGAACUUUGGAGGUUUCUCUGUCUUCCCGUCCUUCCAGGACCUGCAGAUGAUUUAUCCCAACUUUAGAGCGAUGGAAGCCUUACCACUGCUGACCAUCAGACAGCUGGCUGACGUGUCCGCCACACCCAACCAGCUCACCUCUCCUAACCAGGUUGCCAUGGUGAUGCAAUAUAUACCCAGCCAAUUCCUGGUUGACUUCUUUGAUGACUUCUCACCUGCUAUCCUGGGUCAUGAAGACAUGUUACCCAUUGUGGUGAGGUCAGCCAUGUUACAAGUUGUGUUUGAUCGGGCAAACCUCUCAGAUCCCGCGGUGGGUGAUUCAGUUGUGUCGCUGUGGCUCCAAAAACGACUGCCCCCCCUGCUGGUCGACCUGUCACCGCAGAAUGUCGCGCCGUUCUUCCGAAUACUGGCGGGAAGAAACUGCAGUAUCGAGCAGCAGGGAGUCGAAUCCCUGAAUUCAACAGUCUCCUCUCUCAGUGAUGUUACACAGAAAGAAAUCUACAACAACGUCGUUCAGAUUCUCACAGAACCGAUACCUCUGCAGUGCUACGGUGACAACUACAACCGCAGUUUCUACAGUUUCCUGGAGAACUCAUUCAUGGGAUUCCAGUUUCCUAACGUCACCACCUUCCUGUCCCUCAUGCCCUACGACAGGGUGCAUCAGCUGGUGAACUCCAUACCUCCAUCAGAUCUUGCAGAUUUUCUCCGUCGCCCUGACGUUGUCGACAAUGAUGCAGAGCUCUGUGUGAUCUACAGCAACUAUGUCCAGACACCGAUGUUCCUAGAGACCGAGUCUCUCCCGGAGGUGGUGCGGCGGCCCACCCUGCCUUGCGUCUGGCCCAUGGCGCUCAGCAGCUCCGACAGGUCAGAGGUCAACGCCUGGUUUGACCGACGCCUCCCCUAUUAUAACUAUUUGGGCUUCCUCACAAAGAGUCUGAUCAGCCCCAGUAUCACACACAACUCCUCCUGCCUGGCCUUCCAAAAGCUCGUUUCAGUCCUUGGGGAAUACAACUACACCGUUGCAGACUUUACGAGGCAAGAUGUGUUCAACACCAUCAGAGCAUACCUCAUCUCAGCGACGGUGCCAAGGUGUUAUGACCCCAGCGACCCGGAACUGAACUCCACAGCCUGGUUUGCUGAGUACAUCGGCCCUUUCAUGCCUUUCCUCACUCUGGAGGAUCUUCAGACGUUUGGAUCUGCGCAGGUUAUCCAGGUGUUCACAGUGAACCCUCUGAACAUCGCUCUCCUCCAACAGUCCGGUUUACCUCUCAACCUCACCAACUACUACACCCAGCUCAUUUAUCAACAGGACAGCAACUUUGACCCAUUACUACUUCCUCUGUUGUGGCGGUGUGUUGCUCCUGGUCCAGCAUUCAGCCAGCUAACAUCAGAAGAAAGUAUGAUAGUUCUACAGAACCUGACCACUCUCUGUACAGCCCUGAACCCACAGGUUGCUGCAGCUUUGGCAGGUAACUUUGGUGACAACAUCAAUGCUGCGGCCAUUACUGCCCUCGGCAGCCAAAGCAUCGGCCUGUCCACCAGUCAGAUCAAGAUGAUAAAGCCUGAUGAUCUAUAUGCCGCCCUCUUCACUCUCUGCAGUGUUAGAGGCUGGAAUGAAGGCCAGGCCAGGGCCAUCAUCCUGUCUCUGAUGUCUUCGGGGCUUAUGAAGAUCAACAGCUCAUCAACGUUGUUCAUGCUGGGCUCUCUUGUGGUCGGUGUUCCUGCGGAAACUUUCGGCAGCAUCAGCGGCUCCCAGCUCCUUACUUCAUCCAAAAAUCCUUCAUUCCUGGGAUACAUGCUGUCCGCUCCACAGAUCGUCCAGCAGAUCUUUGUUACUCAGAUCGUAUCAGUGAACAGCAACAGUGACACGAUCAUACAGAACGUUCCAGAUGAAAUGGCCACUCAGAUCCCUUGUGCUCAGCUGCUGGGCUUCUCAAAUAACGGCAACGUUAUCACCAAACUCAACCAGAAGACAUGGAAACGGCAGCAGGUUGAGUUGUUCUUUGAAAUAAUUGCUGUGGAAUCUGCGACCGCAGUGCUGGGCAGUCCAAACAACUUGUCAUCCUCUGUGCUGCAAGGGUUCACGUGCACCGGAGUGAGGAAUGUUGAAAAGGUGCAGAUCAAAAAGCUGAUUAAAGCCUGCCGGAGGAAAGGCAGGAACAAGGUCCCAUUGGUCGAGACUCAGUUGACCUGCAUGUAUAACUACAUUAAAAAUGACUCAGAUGCCACCAGCUUCGACCUCUAUCCUCCUGACAUGCUGCUGUACUAUGAUUACUCCCUGGUGCCACAGGCCAGCUGCAGGUUCUAUUUUCAACAGCUGGCAGAAGCAGACUUCUCCGUCUUCUCCUCCGCCCUCAGCUACAAACUGACCGCUCUGUUUGCUAAUGCCAGGAGCUGCCUGGGUAUAACAAACACGACAUUGACUGCGGAUAAUAUAUCAGUGUUGGGAAACAUGUGCUGCACUCUGGAUGGUACCUACAUCGUGAACUCUGACCCAUCCAUCUUGGAAAAACUCAAGAACUGCCCGGACCUCACCAACGCUCAGGCGGCUGCUGUUGAAGCUCUACUGCAGAGCGGGAAAACACAGUACGGAGCUCCAUCAACAUGGGACUACCAGACUCUGAAGGACCUCGGGAUGUUACCGCUGUAUUUGACCUCAACCUUCUACAGUAACUUUUACAAAAAAACAAAGCAGAGGUUCUUGGAGUACUUCCUCAAAGUUAUCGCGAGCAACGGAGUGGACACACAGAAGAAGGGGAGAAUGAAGGGAGAAAUAAGAAAGUCCAAUAGAAACCAAGUCAAGUCAAAGCGAUCUAUCGUAAACGGGUGCACUGUUGGAACGAUCACCCAGGUGACCAUCAGCGAUGAGACGUUCCCCUUCAACUAUGACGACAUAACUCAGUUCAACUGCUGCCUCAGCGCCUCGACCGUUAAGGACAACUUGGCAGCCAUCACUAUGAAGGUGGACCAGGUUGAAUACCUCCAGAUUGUUCUCAGCAAGUUGCGAGAGGCUUACGCUGCCAACUCCACUAUCCCAGAAGAUCAGGUUCAGGUCCUAGGCCCAGCGUCCCGUGUGGCGUCCAUUAGUGACAUCAACCUGUGGACUAUCACUCAGAUCGACACACUCUCUGCUUUGAUGGACCCGUCCAACGGGCCGUGGGACCCGAGCCUGGCUCAGGCCAUCAUCUCCAAGUAUCUGAAUAACGAAGGGAACAAACUGGGCAGUGCUGAGCUCAACGCCAUCGGAGGAGCCAACCUUUGCUCCCUGGACGUCGAAGUUUUGAAGAACAUUUCCCAACAAAGCCUUAAAGAGGCCAACGCCCUGACGGUGUCCAACUGCACCACGGAGAAAAAGAAAGUACUGUUCACCAUCGCCACACAAGCAUUUGCCACAAUGACCCGCUCAACUGUCCCCGUUUCCUCCUACCAGCUCACACAACCUUUCAUUGGGGGUGCAUCUCUAGACUAUGUCCGAAGUUUGGUGCCUUCCAACAUCAACAUGGACAUGGCUACCUUCACCAGUCUGGAUCCGAACAUUGUAAUGAACCUGACUGUUAGUGACGUCCAAGGUCUGCUUGGUUCCAACGUGGCCGAUUUAAAGUCCUAUGAAAACCAAACGCUGGUACAGAACUGGAUCACCAGGCAGUCCCAGACAGAGCUCAACACACUGGGAGUGGGGCUUGUGGGAGGCAUAGUCGCCUCUACAGCCACCACCAACUCUCCGACAACCACCACUGGCUCCCCAACCGCCACCAACUCUCAGACAACCACCACUGGCUCCCCAACCAUCACCAACUCUCAGACAACCACCACCAGCUCCCCAACCAUCACCAACUCUCCAACAACCAUCACCGGCUUUGCAACCAUCACCAACUCUCAGACAACCACCACCAGCUCCCCAACUGCCACCAACUCUCAGACAACCACCACCGGCUCCCCAACCAUCACCAACUCUCAGACAACCACCACCAGCUCCCUAACCGCCACCAACUCUCAGACAACCACCACCAGCUCCCCAACCAUCACCAACUCUCAGACAACCACCACCAGCUCCCCAACCGCCACCAACUCUCAGACAACCACUACCGGCUCCCCAACCAUCACCAACUCUCAGACAACCACCACCAGCUCCCCAACCGCCACCAACUCUCAGACAACCACCACCAGCUCCCCAACCAUCACCAACUCUCAGACAACCACCACCAGCUCCCCAACCGCCACCAACUCUCAGACAACCACCACCAGCUCCCCAACUGCCACCAACUCUCAGACAACUACCACCAGCUCCCCACCCGCCACCAACUCUCAGACAACCACCACCGGCUCCCCAACCAUCACCAACUCUCCGACCACCGGCUCCCCAACCAUCAGCUCCACUACUAAAACCACCAUUCACCCCACCACCACAGGUAACAAUGGUGCCCGAAUCCGAGCAGAUGGCGGCUUCUCCUUCCUUGUUCUCGCGUUCCUCAUCGCUUCUCUUGUAUGAAGAAACACAUGGCUGAUUAUUGUAGUUGAUACAUAUAUGCCUAUAUAUCUGCUAAUAGAAAUAAAUGUGGCCUCGUGCUGCAUUGCUUGCUGUGAAGAAAAUAUAAAAUGUGUAAUAACAAUACAUUAGAUGUAAAUAAUGUAUUCUUGAUUAGUGGAUCCUUCAGCAGCAAGUAUACUCUGAAACCUUUUCACACUUUGCUUUUAGGCUCAUAUUUUUGUGUGUGUGUGUGUGUGUGUGUUUUUUUCCCCUGGUGGUUCAGUUGUUUUAAUUAUUAAAAUGAAGGUUUAACAGAAAAUGAAGGUGACAGUUUGUGUUGCUGUGUAAUCCUGUGUAACUUUUAGAUAACACUUUCUUCAGGCUUACCUUGAAAAUGAAUGUCGUGCCUGGAGUUGUAUGAGAUUAUCAAUAAAUGCAUAUAUCAUUGCACAAUCAUUAAAACGCACCACUUUUAGGGUCACAGGCAUCAUUUCAUCUGUGCAGUAAAACUAACACCAACAACAAAUUUAGUUACUAAAUUAUCAUGAACAGCCAAUAAAAGUAAGUCUUAGCUACAAG